GAAAGCACUGGAGAAUGGUGAAGUGCCCGUUGGCUGUCUCAUGGUCUACAAUAAUGAGAUCAUAGGGAAGGGGAAGAAUGAAGUGAAUGAAACUAAAAAUGCUACUCGCCAUGCAGAAAUGGUGGCAAUUGAUCAGGUGAUAGACUGGUGUCGUCAGCACAAGAAGGACCCCAAAGAAGUAUUUGGGCACACAGUGUUAUAUGUCACUGUAGAGCCUUGUAUAAUGUGUGCAGCUGCCCUGCGCAUGAUGAAAAUCCCACUUGUUGUAUAUGGUUGCCAAAAUGAACGGUUUGGAGGCUGUGGCUCUGUUUUGAACAUCUCUUCUGCUGUCUUAACAGAAACAGGAGAACCAUUUCAGUGCAUAGCUGGUUAUCGAUCGGAAGAAGCUGUGGAAAUGUUGAAAACAUUCUACAGACAAGAAAACCCAAAUGCACCAAAAUCAAAAGUUCGAAAAAAGGAAUGCGUUAAAUGAUUAGCUGUGGUGGAAACUAAACUGGCCCUGG
Euleptes europaea (tarantolino) is the source of this 503-nucleotide messenger RNA. RefSeq names its product adenosine deaminase tRNA specific 2 (gene ADAT2). NCBI's taxonomy places the organism in Eukaryota, Metazoa, Chordata, Lepidosauria, Squamata, Sphaerodactylidae. Gene Ontology annotation, molecular function: zinc ion binding; tRNA-specific adenosine-34 deaminase activity. The transcript has 5 exons. The record is from RefSeq and is a predicted model, not a curated record. Gene Ontology annotation, biological process: tRNA wobble adenosine to inosine editing. The coding region runs from base 41 to 472 and encodes 143 amino acids. Gene Ontology annotation, cellular component: cytoplasm; nucleus.